CUGGUACAUUCUGCGAGCGCGCGCUCAGCACAGGUUUUGCAGAAAGGGACGAUCGCGCGCAUCGGCUUGUGUUUCACCUCAGUUCACCCUACAUUUAUCUUACAACAUCACAAUGCCGAAGUCAAAGGAAGUGCUGUCUUCAACCUCAGGCAGCGAUUCGGACAGUGAAGUUGACACGAAGGCCAAGAGAAAGAAGCAGGCAACACCAGAGAAACCAUCAAAAAAACAAAAAAGCGGAGAAAGUUCAUCUGCCUCCAAAAGCAGCAGCAAUAAAAAUGAUAAUAUGUUCCAGAUAGGAAAGAUGAGGUAUGUGAGUGUUCGGGAUUUUAAAGGAAAGGUGCUUAUUGAUAUCCGGGAAUACUGGAUGGACCAAGAGGGUGAAAUGAAACCAGGCAGGAAAGGUAUUUCACUCAACCCAGAGCAGUGGAACCAACUUAAAGAGCAGAUAAGUGAGAUCGACGAUGCCGUGAAGAGGACAUAAGUCCUGCCACUGACAACCUGGAUGCUCUUUUUAAAACAGAUUUUCACCCCACUCCUGCCUAUCCUGCCAUUUUAAGGUUUUAUUAAAGUAGUUGUCAAUUGUAUGAUGCCUUUUCUAUUUGAGCGUUUCAACGUGUUGGUUUUAAAAGGGGUUGGAUAGAAAGAUGACUGGUUUUAGCUUGUGCCCUGAAUUUUCAAUAAAGUUGAUGGAAAUGGACAA
Danio aesculapii is the source of this 700-nucleotide messenger RNA. RefSeq names its product SUB1 regulator of transcription a (gene sub1a). The transcript has 5 exons. Lineage: Eukaryota; Metazoa; Chordata; Actinopteri; Cypriniformes; Danionidae. The record is from RefSeq and is a predicted model, not a curated record. Bases 113 to 481 code for a protein of 122 amino acids. Gene Ontology annotation, biological process: positive regulation of transcription initiation by RNA polymerase II. Gene Ontology annotation, cellular component: transcription regulator complex; nucleus. Gene Ontology annotation, molecular function: transcription coactivator activity; DNA binding.